This is a messenger RNA of Peniophora sp. CBMAI 1063, 1557 nucleotides long. The record is from the annotation of a GenBank genome assembly. Lineage: Eukaryota; Fungi; Basidiomycota; Agaricomycetes; Russulales; Peniophoraceae.
AUGGGCUCGAAAGCACCAUCGCGCACUCCCAGCACGUACCCGUCCAGGGCUUCUACGCCACUCGCGCACUUCAAAGACAUCGUCUUCGAAGCGUGGGGCAAGUUCAAGCACGAAGAUGAUUCCGAGGCCCACAAGAUCUUCCGCGAAGCCGGUGGUCAUCAGCCCAAGGGCGGCGUGCUUCCCCAAACUGUGAACCCGGACGAGGAUACCGUUCCAGGCAUCUACCAUCCCGGCUCUACCGGUGUGAUCUACUGCUCUGACCGUGCCAUCGCCAAUGGUUUCUCUUACGCCAACUCGCAUGAGUGGGCGAACUUGGGUCAAGGCGCCCCGGAGGUCGGUGACAUCCCUGACGCUGGUUCUCGUCCCACGCACAUCGAAUACCCGAUGGAUGCACUUGAGUACGCUCCUACCACCGGAGUCAAAGAUCUUCGCGAGGCUGUUGCAAACCUGUACAACGAUACUUAUCGCAAGAAUAAGGCGUCCAAGUACACCCACGAGAACGUCUGCAUCGUGCCAGGCGGUCGCGCGGGUCUCUCGCGCAUUGCGGCCGUGGUCGGCGAUGUUUAUACGUCCUACCAAAUUCCGGACUACACGGCAUACGAUCAGAUGCUCUCUGCCUUCAAACGUUUGGUUCCAGUUCCCACCGCACUGGAGGCGAAGAACAACUACAAACUCGACAUCAAGCAGGUCGAGAAAGAUAUCCAGACCCAAGGUCUCGCUGUCAUCCUUGCCAGCAACCCUCGCAACCCGACUGGGCAGGUCAUUAAGGGAAAAGACCUCCAGGAGGUUGUCAAUGUUAGUCGCGAACAUUCAACGACUGUCAUCCUCGAUGAGUUCUACUCGUGGUACAUUUAUCACGAGAAGGAGGCAGACAUGGGGAAGUCGAUUUCUGCCGCAGAAUACGUAGACGAUGUCAACAAGGAUGCUGUGGUCAUAGUCGAUGGUUUGACCAAGAACUGGCGUCUUCCUGGUUGGCGUGUCUGCUGGGUGAUCGGACCAGCGAACCUCAUCACGGCCCUAUCGCAGUCCGGCUCCUUCCUCGACGGUGGCGCGAACCACCCUCUUCAGCUCGCCGCCAUUCCCUUGCUCGACCCGCAGCACGUCAAGCAGGAGAAAAUGGCACUUCAGAGGCACUUCAAGAAGAAGCGCGACCAUGUGCUCAAGCGCCUCAAGAAGUUGGGCCUUGAGUGCGAUGUCCCGCCUGUCAGCACUUUCUACAUCUGGCUCAACCUCGAGAAGCUCCCGGCUCCGAUAAACAACGGACUCACGUUCUUCGAGGAGCUGCUCAAGGAAAAAACUAUCGUCAUUCCAGGCAUCUUCUUUGAUAUCAACCCUUCGCAUCGCCGCAACCUCUUUAACUCAAUCUGCCACCACUUCGUGCGCAUCUCGUUCGGCCCGCCGUUGGAGGAUCUGGACAAGGGACUGGACGCCAUCGAGCGUGUACUUCAGAAGGCGAAGAAGGGCGGCCUCAAGGAUCUUGGCCACGGAUACAAGAAGAGCGUCGACCUCGAGCCUGGCAUGGCUCGCAGCGCCGCCGCUCAGGGAGAAACUGUAUGA